Molecule: messenger RNA, 1266 nt
Organism: Aspergillus wentii DTO 134E9
Lineage: Eukaryota; Fungi; Ascomycota; Eurotiomycetes; Eurotiales; Aspergillaceae
Product: aminotransferase-like domain-containing protein
Exons: 3
Coding region: 1-1266 (421 amino acids)
Biological process (GO): biosynthetic process
Molecular function (GO): L-2-aminoadipate:2-oxoglutarate transaminase activity; pyridoxal phosphate binding
Source: RefSeq, a predicted model, not a curated record
AUGCAACCAGACAAAAUCGACCUUUUCCAAGGCUGGCCAGCGCCAGCCAUAAUACCAACUGAACGUCUAAAACAAGCCGCCAUCACCUCCCUCUCAAACGAGUCAAUAUCCUCCCAAGGAUGCGCUUACGGACCAGAUGAAGGAUAUCUCCCACUACGAGAGAGCAUCGCGACCUGGCUCACUGGAUGCUACACACCCACUCACUCAGUCACACUCGAACGAAUCUGCAUUUCAGGUGGCGCGAGUCAGAAUCUAGCGUGUGUGUUGCAGGUUUUUACAGAUCCGGCCCAGACACAGUGUAUAUGGCUUGUUGAGCCGACGUAUCAUCUUGUGUUUCGGGUGUUUGAGGAUGCGGGGUUUUCUGGGAGAUUAAGAGGGAUAUCCGAGGACGCAGAUGGGAUGGAUGUCGAUGCGCUUGAGAGGGCUUUGGAUGGAUUUGAUGGCACCAUUGCUGCUUGUGAUAAACCAACCAAACCCCACAGACCAUAUAGAAAGAUAUACAAACACAUCAUCUACCUCGUCCCGACAUUCUCCAAUCCAUCCGGUACGACCAUGUCAUUGCCCCGCCGCGAAUCCCUCAUCCGAGUAGCACGGAAAUACGACGCCCUUGUUAUAUGUGACGAUGUUUAUGAUUUCCUACACUGGAGUGGGCCACGUCUACCCCGUCUUGUCGAUAUAGAUCGGACGCUUGACUCUGGCCCAGCUGAUCGAUUUGGGAACGUCGUUAGUAACGGCUCGUUUAGUAAGUUGAUCGGUCCGGGAUGUCGUGUUGGAUGGGCGGAGGGGAUGGAGGAUUUUGUUUAUGGUCUUUCUCAGGCUGGAUCGACGGUUUCCGGUGGUGCCCCUUCGCAAUUGAUGUCGACUUUUGUUCAUGACCUUUUCCGUGAUGACUUUCUACCGGGGUAUAUUACCAACACGAUCAUACCGACGGGGAGUCGGCGGUAUGAGUUGAUGAAAGAUGUGAUUGAGAGAUACCUGGUCCCGCUUGGUGUUAUAUUCUAUCCUGAUUCAUAUAGCCCGUCGGCGGGUGGAUAUUAUAUCUGGCUUAGGCUUCCUGGUGCGCUGAAUGCCACCACGGUUUGUGAAGAGGCAUUGAAACAGCAGAAUCUUAUGCUAGGGAAUGGGAAUCUUUUUGCAGUACCUGGGGCUGCUACUAAGAGUGAUGUACACCAAAGGCUGAGAUUGUGUUUCAUGUGGGUGGAGGAAGAGAGAUUGGUCGAAGGUAUAAGAAGACUGGGGAUAUUGCUAAAAACACUGAGUUGCUGA